AUGCAUUGUUUUCCUGUUUCCGCAGGUACCCCUGAGAGUGACACUGUAUGUAAGAGAUGUCCAGAAGGAUUUUUCUCAAAUGAAACAUCAUCCAAAGCAGCCUGUCUAAAGCACACAAACUGCAGUGCACUGGGAUUCAAAACAGCGUUGAAGGGAAAUGCAGUUCGUGACAACAUCUGUCAGGAAAACACAGAUACGGCACCUCAGAAAUGCGGAAUAGACGUAACCCUGUGUGAGGAGGUUUUUUUCAGGUUUGCUGUUCCUAGUUACCUCACACCGAACUGGCUGAACAUGCUAGCAGACAGUUUGCCUGGGACAAAGGUCAGCACAGAAAACAUUGAAAGAAUUAAACAAAGGCACGGCACUCAAGAGCAGACCUUCCAGCUUUUGAAAUUAUGGAAGCAGCAAAACAAAGAACAGGAUAUGGUCAAGAAGAUUAUUCAAGAUAUUGAUCUUUGUGAAAAUAGUGUCUUAAGGCAUAUUGGCCACCCGAACCUCACCUUUGAACAUCUGAACACACUGAUGGCAAGCUUACCAGGCAAGAAAGUGGGGAAAGAAGAUAUCGAGCGCACAAUGAAACUCUGUCAACCUACAGAGCAAGUCCUGAAGCUUCUCAAUCUGUGGAGAAUAAAGAAUGGUGACCAAGACACCAUUAAAGGUUUAAUGUACGGACUGAAGCACUUGAAAACAUACCACUUUCCGAAACGAACCAUCCAAAGCCUGAAGAAAGUGAUUAAGUUUCUGCACAGAUUUACAAUGUAUAGAUUAUACCAGAAACUAUUCUUAGAAAUGGUAGGGAACCAACUUAAAUCAGUGACAGUAAGAUGUGUGUAAUUCAAGAUACUUUUCAUUCUCCACUGACUAUUUUUCCCUAAUUACAGACAG
Opisthocomus hoazin is the source of this 885-nucleotide messenger RNA. NCBI's taxonomy places the organism in Eukaryota, Metazoa, Chordata, Aves, Opisthocomiformes, Opisthocomidae. The record is from RefSeq and is a predicted model, not a curated record.